UAACUUUUUCAUCAUCUGUUCCACUUUGAUACAUUUAGAACAAAAUUCAAAAUUACACUAUUUCUUUUUUUUGGACCAUAGAUUUGUGACCAUGUCUGUAAAAAUAGUCCAGUACACUUUCCAAGCACAGCAACCGUGGUAUCUCGCCUCAUUUUACAGGGACACAUUGGGAAUGAAAGUCACAUUACUUUGUUAUAUUUUUGCUUUUUGUAGCAUGGAAUACUCUAUUAAAAUUAUUGAUUUUAAAGGUGCUUAGACAUGAGGAAUAUUUCGAUUAUUGCCAGAGCACCAAAUGCGAAGGCUUGGAGCAAGACAGUUUUUGGAUAUUUCCCGGAGCAUAAAUCUUUUACAUUGGAGGUGCAUUGCUGUAUGAACACAGGUCCACCAUUGAAGGAAUAUCAGCUAGUCGGGUUCACUAUCAAGUCAUCAGAAAUAUUGAAACGCGCCAAAGUUUUAGAUGAGCCUAUAUAUCAAAAAAAGCAUAAAUUCAUACUAAAUGAUUCAGAUGGACGUCAAUUUGUGGUCUUGAAGAAAAGAAAAAAGCCAAACAAAGAUCCAUUAGUAAAAAUUACACUAAGAAGCACAAAUCUUAAAAAAACUCUCGAUUACUGGCACUGUCAAUUGGGGAUGUUAAUAUUCAGCAAAAAGAAAAGAUCCGUUGUGGUCGGUUAUAAUGUUAAGGGAGUCAAAUUGAAAUUCGUCUUAGCUACAAAACAAAUCUAUCGAGGAAAGGGUUAUCUAAAAAUAGCUGCACCCCUCUCGUUCAUUCAAAAGUUGGGAGAAGCGAUGAAGACCAGCAACAAUGUUAUAACGAUGCCGCUUACGCACCUUCGUGUCAACAAUUUAGUGGCUGUUAAUUUCAUGCUGCUCUCUGAUCCUGAUGCACAUUUAAUCUGCUUUAUAGACGACAAGGGCUUUGAAAAAAUGGCAGUCGCCAAUCCCAAUGCGAAUAAACUGCUUAAUGCCUACAUUGAUAGACAAAGUCGUAUGAAAAAAUUGGAGAGUUUGUCUGAAGAAAAUUUCCAGAAAGUCCAAGAACAAAACAAGAGCGAUUCCAGUUUUCCAUAAAACAUUAGGCGUCCAUGACAGCCUUAGUAUCAAUUAUAAAUGAAUAAGCUUUAAGAAU
Messenger RNA from Cimex lectularius (bed bug), 1126 nucleotides. Its product is annotated as glyoxalase domain-containing protein 4-like. The record is from RefSeq and is a predicted model, not a curated record. NCBI's taxonomy places the organism in Eukaryota, Metazoa, Arthropoda, Insecta, Hemiptera, Cimicidae. The transcript is spliced from 5 exons. The coding region runs from base 259 to 1068 and encodes 269 amino acids.